Messenger RNA from Rotaria socialis, 810 nucleotides. NCBI's taxonomy places the organism in Eukaryota, Metazoa, Rotifera, Eurotatoria, Philodinida, Philodinidae. The record is from the annotation of a GenBank genome assembly.
AUGAAUCGAUCUCAUAGUCACCUUGGUGCAUAUUAUAGUCGUAAUUUAUCUUUACAUAAACCUGGCACCAUACCCAAGUCAUGCCGAAAUAUUUCACCGAUCACAUCAAGUUAUCAUAAAUAUGAAUUAAAACAAAAAAAAUGGCCAAAACAAACGGUCGAAGCAUGGUUUCAAAAUCAUUCAUCUCAUGAUCGUCGAGCUGUUUAUAGUUUUCUCAAUACACUUUAUGAUAGUGAUGACGAUCGCUCUCAAGUAGAUAAGCGAUCACCUAUUGAACGACGUCGAAGAUCACCUAGUCCAAGACCUCCUAGCCGUGUUAAUACGGCCCUCGCCAAUUCACCAAGCCAUCCAUUGCAAAGACGAAUGUCAAAUAAUGACAGAAAUGAAAGCAGAACAUCGAAACGUGAUCUUGGAGAGAUUCUUGAAACAUUAGAAUGUUUACGUCAUUCACCACCAUUGCAAGAAAAAGGCAUUCAAACAUCAACAACGCCAUUGACAAUUCCAUUACCUCAUGUAAAUGGUAUAAAUAAUGGACGCAAAACAGAGGAAAAAUUAAGACGUUCAGCAACAGCAUUCGACAAGUAUACGGAAACAGUUCAACCAGAAACGUUAACAGACAAUACAUCAAAUGUAAAUGUUGCUGAAAGUCCUAAAACAAGCGUCCGGUAUUUAUCUAAUACAUGGCGUGUAAUAAAUCCACGAGAAGAUAUGGAACAAAAUGUUCGUCCUGAAAACAAUAGAUCAUCUUUUUUUAAUUUUACAAAAAAAGUUUAUCCUGAAUAUUUUUUUAUUCAUCCCGAUUGGUAUUAA